Sclerotinia trifoliorum is the source of this 1041-nucleotide messenger RNA. The record is from the annotation of a GenBank genome assembly. Lineage: Eukaryota; Fungi; Ascomycota; Leotiomycetes; Helotiales; Sclerotiniaceae.
UCACACAUGCAUGUUUGAUGUUGGAUGUUUGCAUGAGAGAGCUUCUUUAUCCAUUCACUUGCAGCUUCUCGUACAUAAAAAAAAUAAAUUAUAAAUAUCAGCCUACACUUUUCUUCAACAAAUUUGUAAUAUCUAUUGCCCGGAACUGGAACUGGAACGAGAACUUCAACUUUUUCCGUGGGAAUUCUACCAUAGGUAGAGGUUGUAUUCUAUGAUUAUCUACUGACGAAAUACCAUUGGUAACUUUCAGACAAUGCAGCCUCACCCACUCAUACAUCAGAAACCAAAAAAACGACACAAUGACUUCCUGGCGCGAUGAGUAUGUUAAAGCAUUACAAGAACGCGACGAGCGAGAACAAGCUAGCUAUCAGCGAUUUGAUCGUCAGUUCAUAGAAGCUUGUACGGAACCCCCUUUGAAGUGCAUCUUGUCCAAAAUCUAAUAACUCGCAAAAGAUACUCAGCUUCUCGAUAGAGCCUCCGCCCAAACAGCGGCAGCAGCUUUUCACGACACUCCGUCGUCCCUCUCUUCUUCUUCCACAUCCCAGAAAACAACCUCCAAAACUCCAAAACAAACUCAACUCAUCUCAUCUUCCGAGAUCCUCCAGCUUCGCGCUUCCCUGGCCGAAGCACUCCGUUCCUCUUCGCACUUUCAAUCGCGUCUGAAAACCGCCGAAAACGCUCUUCAAGCCAUCCGUACUAAAAGCAUUUCAGAAUCAAAACAAAUCGAAGCUUUGACGCGAGAACGAAAUAUCAUGGAGAGGAAGAUUAGGGAUAGAGAUGAGGAGUUGAAGGCCAAGACUAAGGGGUAUCAUGAUGUGCAGGAUGAGAUGAUAUCUCUCAAUUUGCAACUUAAUAUAGCAGAGCAGAAUGAGAAAAGAUUAAAGGCGGAAAAUAAGGAUUUGAUUGAUAGGUGGAUGGCUCAAAAGGGAAGGGAAGCGGAUGAAAUGAAUAGAACGUUUGGGACGUAAUGUAAGGAACUAAUCAUUCAAUAAACCAUGCCGGAUUAUUUUCUAUUUUAAACCAACGAAAAAGCGUAAGAUA